AUGGAGGGAGUUCAGGAGGCUGCCUCCGCCAGUCUGGAUGUGCUCGUCUUGGACCUGUCGGAUGAUGAGCCAAUUAUGGAUGUUACAAAGCUUCGUCACGAGAACAAACGUCUUCGGAUGGACGUCGUCAAGCUCACUGCCCAAAAUGAACUCCUCCAAGGUCUUGUUGUCAGCAACAGAGCUGCCGUCGUUACUCCAUCCGCUCCAUCUGCUAUCGCUACUUCUGAUGCUCCCUUGGACCGAGCAGCUAUGCUCAAAAAAGCGCGGACUCUCUUCCACACCGAUCGCACUGGAUCUGAUCCGGUAUCCAACCUGGCUUACGAGGGUCCUCUGGAUGUUGCCUUAGAGGAUUAUCCGGGGGUGAGGGAUUCAUGGACUCGAUCACUAUGGGGCAAGAACUGUCAGGCAGAGCUGGCUGCAGCGGGGCUUGUUGGGUUGAAAGUUGCCGGUGGUGCAAAAGGUAUUGCUGAGCUGAAUGCUAACAUCAACAGAGUUCACCGCUACCUCCAGAACAAGGACGGCAACGCUAUCACUGGUCUCAAGGUCAUCGACAUCAUCAAAAUGGCUCACAAUGCGUUCAACUACCUCUACGAUAACAAGCUUGCACGGUCUACGUGGAUGAAGCUUGCCUUCGAAGAUCGUCAGCUGUGCCUUGACUUGUUGAGGCGGCUCCACCCCUUGCUCCGUCUUGGUGCCAACGCAUGGAAGGCUCGGGCUAUCGCAAGUCAGGUAUAUUCAACGUGCAAAACCCAGUGGAGGCGGCAGAAUCGGUGGCCUCUCCCGGGGAUGCCAGCUGGGGAGGAUAAGGAGGGGGACGAAGAUGAGGAUGAUGGCGAUGAGGACGAGGGGGAACGACAAGGACGUGCUUCGAAGAGGGCACGCACAUCUACUAUCAUGUCUGGGGCGUCCUCAUCUGCAUAUGGCGAGCGGCAAAAUACGUCGCGCGCACCUGAAGAACGUCCCCGCCCUACUCCGCAGCCAAGACCAGCAACAGCAACAGAUGUGGCACGGCAACGUAUCUUGACCGAUCCCUUUGCAGACACGGGCGGCAGCUCUGGUUCUCCUUCCACACCUCCGACAAUUUCACCACCCCUCGCCACUGAACUGUCCGAGGAUUCCCCUGGGUCUACUAACACCACCACCACCGCGGCCAACGAAAAUGCCAUCGAUGGAGAGACUCACCAGCACCCCGAGCGCGGGAGUGCCCACCAAGAGCCCACACCUACCCACUCUGAUGGGACCCGGCAACAGGCCUCUGCACAGUCAGCAAGUACACCGGGACCAGCUCCGACUCUGGCCGCUAUGCCCGAGCAGCCCAUGCAACAAAAGCUCGCAAUUACCGGCGGCAGGAGUUUCUGGGGUGCCGAGAUCUGGUGGGUCGACACCAGCGAAGCAAACCGCACCGACUCGCAGUACAAGAAGGACUGGCGUCGUCUCCCGAAGAAACAAAAAGACUACUAUAACGCUCAGUAUCUUUCAUACAAGGCCAACCCAACAACGUUCCAGCUGACGCGUUUCAAAGACGGCCACUGA
Molecule: messenger RNA, 1533 nt
Organism: Coniophora puteana RWD-64-598 SS2
Lineage: Eukaryota; Fungi; Basidiomycota; Agaricomycetes; Boletales; Coniophoraceae
Exons: 8
Coding region: 1-1533 (510 amino acids)
Source: RefSeq, a predicted model, not a curated record